AUGCCUGACAGCUCUUCGUCAGACGUAGUAACUUUGUGGUACCAGGCACUAGCUCAAGAUAAAUUAUUGAUUUGUACUCUGGGUCCUGCACACCCACAACAGGUAUUACGUCUUUAUUUUUUCGCUCGCGAUGUCGUAACCUUGUAUACGUGUGGCCAUGGUACGGUCAAUUUGUUAGGCUACGCAAGCGUGAGGCGUACACCUUCAACGAGUUUGUCCCAGUUCUCGAGCAGCUCUGAACAAACUGUUCCUGUUAAUUUAAGCGAAGAGGACGAUAGUUCGAAUGACGUCUGUUAUCCAAACGAAGCUAGGUCUGCUGGAGUCGGCGAUGAGAAGAGCUACCCUAUUUUAAAAGGGGUCAAGUCCAAGAAAAAAACGGAGUCCACUGGCGGGGAUGAAUCGAAAAGUUCUACAAGUCUGUCAGCUGAAUCUGAUGAAGAAGAAUCCUGUGAAGAUAUUCCGGAAAAAUCCGAAACUGCAGUUGAACACGGACAAAAGCAGAAAGGGUCCAAGACUGUCGAAAAAUACGAAUCCGUAAAAUUACGUUUCGCGGCUGAGGAACAUAAAACUCGAAAGACAUCUAAGAAAGUCAAAUCCAAGACGAAUCGAGGCCUUUCCGCAAAAUGA
Messenger RNA from Acanthosepion pharaonis, 627 nucleotides. Lineage: Eukaryota; Metazoa; Mollusca; Cephalopoda; Sepiida; Sepiidae. The record is from the annotation of a GenBank genome assembly.